This is a messenger RNA of Helianthus annuus (common sunflower), 1889 nucleotides long. RefSeq names its product protein IQ-DOMAIN 1. Bases 172 to 1734 code for a protein of 520 amino acids. The record is from RefSeq and is a predicted model, not a curated record. The transcript has 6 exons. NCBI's taxonomy places the organism in Eukaryota, Viridiplantae, Streptophyta, Magnoliopsida, Asterales, Asteraceae. Gene Ontology annotation, molecular function: protein binding.
UUUUAAUGUGAGAAAUAAAGGCGGCAAAUAUUAAUAUGAUCGAUCUCAACUGACCGUUACCCAAAAUAGGGAAAACCCUCUCUCUGCCUCUAAUAAUCUUUUCAACAAGAAUUGAUUCGAGACAAAGAUUGCAAAUUCUGUUUUUCUGUUCAGAGAUGAUUGGAAGAGUUAAUGGGGAAGAAAGGGGGUGGAUGGUUUUCUGCAGUGAGGAAGGCAUUUGUCUAUAGUAAUGAUUCAAAGGAAAAUACAGAAGAAAAGAAACCACCUCAGAAAACUGCUUCUAAGAAAUCAUGGUUUGGAAGGCAAACGAAUGUCGAAUCAGAAUCCUCACAACCACCCGAAUCUGCGUUCGCUACCCCUGCGCUUCGUUCUCCUCCAUCCGAACAUGACGAUGAAGACAAACCUGAACAAUCACAGGCCGAAACGAGUGAACCCACGGAGCCAGAAAGCGAGCAAACAGAACCCACAAUAACACCAGAACCUGAGCCAAACGAGCCCGCAAAGCCUGAAGAUCAGCCGAGCAAACCCACAAAACCAGAAGUUGAGCCGAAGAAGACCACAAAACCGGAGAAUGAACCGAGCAAACCUGGUUAUACCUCAAGGGUAGCAGUAGCAGCAGCAGCGUUUAGACGUUUUUUAGGUAAAUCCAAGGAAGAUAUAGCCGCCAUUAAGAUUCAGACAGCUUUUCGGCGUUUCUUGGCACGAAGAAAGUUGCGGGCUUUGAAAGGGCUUGUGAGAUUAAAAGUGUUGGUUCAAAGUCAAUCGGUCAAACGACAAGCAAUAACCACUUUAAGAUGUAUGCAGACUCUAGCGCGUGUCCAGUCUCAGGUUCGAGCCAGGAGGAUCAGAAUGUCAGAAGAAAACCAAGCCCUUCAAAGACAGCUUAUGCAGAAACGCGAGCGAGAGCUUGGUAACAUGAAAUCCUAUUUGGGAAAUGAAUGGGAUAAUACUCGAAGAUCCAAAGAGCAAGUAGUAGCAACAAUGCAACACAAAGAAGACGCUACUGCACGAAGAGAACGGGCACUGGCUUAUGCGCAGACUCAACAGCAAAUGUGGAGGAACCCAUCAAAGUCUGCAAACCCGACAUUUAUGGAUCCAAAUAAUCCGCAAUGGGGCUGGAGUUGGUUAGACAGGUGGAUGGCGUCUCGGCCAUGGGAAUCGCAAUCUCAAACCGACAGCCCAACCGAAACUGAGCAACCAUCUCCAAAAAUAACCCGUUCGUCAUCUUUUGGCGACAUGAGCCAAACACUGGACCGGUCACCUUCCAUCUCGUCACCACGGUCACCAGCUGUAUCAAACCGUCGGCUCACACUAUCAGGCCCGAAAAGCAUAAAUGACCUUUCACCGUCCCCACGGAACAGGAGGCAUAGCAUUGCAAAUUCUUCAUUUCAGGAAGACUCUACGGCUCGUGUUUCUUCGCCUCGUGUUUCGUCUCCACCUGUUUCGUCUCCACGUGUUUCGUCUCCCCGUGUUAAUUCACCAAGGUCAAUUAAGACCAAGUCCAGGAUUCCAAGCCCGACCCUGAGCCCAAGCCCGAGCCGUAGUCCAAGUCCAAGCCCGUUAGGGUCUGGAAGGAAAGGGACUACGGAAAAGAAACCAUCGACGGCCCCCGCGAAAAGGCGGAUGUCGUUAUCGGGUCCAGCAUCCACCGGUGGUGGUCGUGGCGGUGGUGGUGGUGGUGGUGGCAAUCGUAGGUUAUCGAUGUCAUCUAGGGUUGGUUCUGGUACUCGUUAAGGAUGUUAGUAUUAGCUUGUAAAAACUAAAAACUUUUACGGUAUACCAAUGUUAUGUACUUAUGUGAACCGGACGAUAAGUACAUGUUUUUAACGUAUUUAAGAAGUUUGUAUGUUACUGUUUAGAUCAUUGUUGUAUAUAUCAAUUUUUAACUA